UCUAUUAUUAUUAUUAUUAGAAGCAAAUAAAAAUGCAAACGCGAAUAUGAACGAACAAUUUGUAAGUGCAAACGAAUCGAUGUUGUUAGAAAGAAUCAACAUGCUAGAAAAAACAAUUUCCGAGUGCCAAACGCAGAAAAAGCAAAAUGAGCGUGAAGUGCAAAUACAAAGCUGCCAAUCUCGAAGAGAGCCAGCUUUUCGUCCGUCGGUCAUGUCAUGCAACGAGUGCAAAUACAUGUGUGUCGACGUCUUCUACGCAUGCGCCGCCAGCUAACGUAGCAUUAUCAUACAUACAUACACCGCGAAUGUGCACUACCACACAAGCACCGUAUGUGCCAAUGGCUAGUAAUGGAAACCCGUAUAUUCAACGUACACAGUUCGAACAGAGUUCUUAUUGGAAUAGUGAGAAUGUUCAAAAUGUAAAUAACACUCCACACGUAAAUUUUGCAGAGGCACAAGCGCAAGCGAAUGGUACAAAUAGUUUUAUGAAUACACGAUUUUAUAACGAACAAAAUAUGCGAAACGAUGUGCAACCGAAUAGUAUCUACGCUUCAUAUUAUCCGAACUAUCCAUUUGCAAAUGCCUAUUUACAAAAUCCGUUUAGCAAAGUGAGUGAAGUGGUUACCCUUUUACCCGAAUUUGACCCGUCAUCCGAGACAUCACUAAAUGCGAAUCAAUUUGUAAAGAGAAUUGAAAUGUUACGUGCCGCGUACCAAUGGGGUGAUCAAGUACUCUUAUUUGCCGUGCAACAAAAACUGAAAGGUUAUGCUAAAUUCUGGAUCGACGGCCAGUGCAUAUUUAAAUCGUGGUCAGAAUUCGUCGCGAAAUUCUGUGCUGAUUUCUCAAGGAAUGAGAACGUCGCUGAUAUACAUAUUAAAAUGAACUGAACUCGUCGGCAGCGUAACGAAACCCCACAAGAAUAUUAUUUUAAAAUGGUUUCGAUUGGGAAAAAAGGUGGGAUUUCUGAGUCCGGUAUCGCGCGUUACAUUGUAAAUGGCAUUAACGAUUCAGAUCUGCGUAAAAAGAUCUCGAAUGAAUACGAAAACUGUAAUAAGUUGUUACGCGAUAUUCAAAAUUAUUCGGUGUACAAUGAAGUAAAAUACGAACCGCUUAACUAUAAACCGAAAAUCGUCGAAAAUAUGGCUGCGUAUAAAAACCAAUCGAAAAAUGUUGAUGAACGCGGAAUAUCAACAAACGCUAAAGUAGGUGAACGUGAAAUACCUAAAUCGAUAAAAUGCUAUAAUUGUUUAAAAGCGGAACAUAUUUCAAUAAAAUGCCCACAGCCGCAGCGAGCGGAAAGAGGUGAAACAUGUAACCGUACAGGCCAUAAAGCAGCAAAUUGUAAACAACCAAAAGAUAAAACGAAUUCAAAUACUAAAGUUAAUAAAAUUAAUGACGAUGAAAUAAA
This is a messenger RNA of Rhagoletis zephyria (snowberry fruit fly), 1408 nucleotides long. RefSeq lists its product as uncharacterized. The record is from RefSeq and is a predicted model, not a curated record. Lineage: Eukaryota; Metazoa; Arthropoda; Insecta; Diptera; Tephritidae.